Colletotrichum truncatum is the source of this 1449-nucleotide messenger RNA. Its product is annotated as 6-hydroxy-D-nicotine oxidase 3. Gene Ontology annotation, molecular function: FAD binding; oxidoreductase activity. Lineage: Eukaryota; Fungi; Ascomycota; Sordariomycetes; Glomerellales; Glomerellaceae. The record is from RefSeq and is a predicted model, not a curated record.
AUGCACAUUGGUGUCGCUUUCAUUCUGCAAGCCUCCCUGGUCCUCUCGGCGCCAAACCUUGAGGACCUCAAAGCCUGCCUUCGGACCGCCUCCGUCCCCAUCGCCUCUUCACUUCCAACCGCUUACAACCUCCGUCUUCCUUACAAACCCCUCGUCGUCGCCAUCCCUACCACAGUCUCACAAAUCUCUUCUGCAGUAACCUGCGGCGCCAAAAAUGGCGUCAGUGUGAGUGCCAAGAGUGGUGGUCACAGUUACACUGCCUCUAGUUUCGGUAGUGAAGAUGGCCAAUUGGUGAUCAACCUAGACCGAAUGUAUGCGGUCACUGUCGCAAGUGAUGGAACUGCCAAAGUUCAAGCUGGUGCGCGUUUAGGGCAUGUUGCGACGCAAUUAUAUGCUCAAGGCAAAAGGGCUAUUUCUCAUGGCACUUGUCCAGCCUGCCGCAGUGUGGGUGUCGGUGGCCACGCUCUGCAUGGAGGACAUGGCAUGGUAUCUCGAAAAUACGGCCUUGCCACGGACUGGAUCAGAGGCGCAACUGUUGUGCUUGCAAAUGGUACCAUCACGCGCUGCUCAGCAACUGAGCGACCCAACCUUUUCUGGUCGAUUCGCGGAGCAGGUUCAUCGAUGGUAAUCGUAGCCGAAUUCGAGUUCAACACGUUUGCCGCCCCUGAGAAAAUGACCUAUUUCGACAUUGACCUAACCUGGGAUGCCAAAAAAGCGCCUCAGGUUCUGUUGGAUGCCCAAGAAUUCGCAAAGAGCAUGCCAGCGGAGUUGACCAUGGCAGUCACAUUCAACAAUGACGGGUAUUAUCUGAACGGAGCUUACGUCGGUGAAGACGCAGCAUUUCGAACGGCUAUCCAACCUCUUCUUACCAAAUUAGGCGUGAAGGUUUCAAGCUCGAAGACGGUUGGGUGGAUUGACUUCAUCAAGCACUACGCGGGUGUUGCGGAGAUUGACAUUACUACUCCGACUUACAACGAGGAAAACUUUUACGCCUCAAGCAUCGCCACGCCUGCCCUCACCAAAGCCCACUUUGAAUCACUCGUCGCAGCAGUGGCCAAGACUGGAUUCAGUACGACACGGUCCUGGUUCAUGCACAUGAACUUACAUGGAGGAAGUGACUCGGCCAUCACACGCCCGAAGCCUGCCGACACUGCCUACGUCCACAGGGACAAGAUGCUUCUAUUCCAGCUCAAGGACAGCGUCUCGCAAAGCCAGCAGUAUCCCAAAGAUGGGUUUUCGUUGCUUCAGGGCUUUAGGCAAAGCAUCAGCAAAAGUCUGGGUAGCAACGCGUGGGGAAUGUAUGUGAAUUAUCCCGAUUCUGAGAUCAGUGGCACUGAUGCACCAAACCUAUACUGGGGAAGUAAUUUGAAUAGGUUGGAGUGGGUCAAAGAAGACUAUGAUCCAAACAAUUUGUUUAGGAACACCCAGUCUAUUAAACCUGCAGAGUAG